UACAAACUACAACCCAACGACCUUCCAACCUUGCUGAACAAAACAACGAGAAGCUAAAUCACCAUGUCCGAAGGCGGAGGCUGGAGCACCAUUGAAUCCGACGAGGGCGUCUUCACCUCACUGAUCGAGAACCUCGGGGUCAAAGACGUGCAAUUCGAAGAACUCAUCUCCCUAGACGCCGACACGAUCCGCUCAUUAAGCCCCGUCUACGGCGUAAUCUUCCUCUUCAAAUGGAUCCGCGAACAACCCCCCUCAUCCACAAGCACCACAUCCCUCUCAAAACCACCGUCAGGAACCUACGACACCUCCCCGCCAGCAACCCUCUUCUUCGCGAACCAAACCAUCCAAAACGCUUGCGGCACGCAAGCGAUCCUCUCCGUGAUCCUCAACCACGACACCGCAUCCUCAUCAUCCAGCCCAAAAGUCGACAUCGGACCGGAACUCCGCGCCUUCAAGGAUUUCACCACCGGCUUCCCCCCGGAUCUCCUGGGCGAGGCGCUGUCGAACAGCGAACCGAUCCGGACAGCGCACAACGCCUUCGCGCGGUCGUCGCCGUUCGUCGACGAGACGCAGCGGCCCCAGCAGGACGAGGAGGGCGGGGACGUCUAUCAUUUCAUCGCGUACACGCCCGUCGCCGGCCGAUUGUAUGAGCUGGACGGCCUGCAGCCGCAUCCCAUCGGCCACGGGGACUGCACCCCCGAGCAAUUUCCCGAGAAGGUCAUCGAGGUGAUUCAGCAGCGUAUCGCCCGGUACCCCGAGGGCGAGACGCGGUUUAACCUCAUGGCUGUGUGCCGGGAUCUGCGCGUCCGGGCCCGCGAGUUCGGCGACGCCGAGGCGCUGGAGACGGAGGAGCGCAAGCGGAGGGCCUGGGCGUGGGAGAAUACGCUGCGCAAGUCGAAUUUCGUCGGUUUCAUCGGGGAGGUCUUGAAGGGGGUGGCGGGCAUGAAGGAGCAGGAGGGCAAAUUCGACGAGUGGGUCGAGGGGGCGAAGAAGGAGACCCAGAGGAAGUUGCUGAGGAAGUGAUCUUCCUCUCUUCCUCUAUGUGUAUUAUGGCUAGCAGAAGGUUGUCUAUGGCUCCUCUGGAUGAUGAACUCAAUUCGAAUCAGUGAU
Aspergillus uvarum CBS 121591 is the source of this 1110-nucleotide messenger RNA. Its product is annotated as putative 26S proteasome-associated ubiquitin C-terminal hydrolase. Lineage: Eukaryota; Fungi; Ascomycota; Eurotiomycetes; Eurotiales; Aspergillaceae. Gene Ontology annotation, cellular component: cytoplasm. The record is from RefSeq and is a predicted model, not a curated record. Gene Ontology annotation, molecular function: cysteine-type deubiquitinase activity. Gene Ontology annotation, biological process: protein deubiquitination; ubiquitin-dependent protein catabolic process. The transcript has 3 exons. The coding region runs from base 64 to 1023 and encodes 319 amino acids.